AUGUUGUCUAAGAGAGUGGUGUCCCGAUUAUCAUCAUCAGCAACAUCGACAACUCCAGUUGUUGUGGCUCGGGAGCUCACCUUUUCAUCAUCAUCACCAUGGCUUGUACGAACCAGUAUUUGGAAUCAAGUUAUUGGAACAAACCAUGCCACCAGAGAAUAUUCUAAAAUUUACCAAAGUAAUUACGGAAGAAUGAUUCUAAAUCCAAAUGGUGUAAUUCAUAGAAAUAUAUUUAUGAGUAGCAUAAAUAGUUUGAAAAAUUCGCCAAACAAACAUUGCAUCGGAAAGAGAGAAUUUUCAACUGCAACAAUAUUUCUACAGGAUGAACAAUCCAAUUUAGAAAAACUGGGUGAGACAAGACCCAAGAAGGUGUUGCUUGUUGAUGGAACUCCGUUGGUGGUGAGAGCCUAUCAUGGUACGCCUCCAUUAAGCACAUCGACUGGAAUACCAACAAAUGCCGUGCUAACAUAUGUGAAGAGUCUUGUUAAUAUUUUGCAAUCAGAUCACUAUGACUAUGUGGGGGUGUUUUUUGACUCUGGAAAGCCCUCCGUUCGAAAAAGCAUUUCCCCAGAUUAUAAGGCAACCCGUAAACCUACUGAUGAUCUUUUGAAAAAACAAUUUCCAAUUUGUAAAUUACUUACUGAGAAAAUAGGUAUCAAAGUUAUAAGCAUGGAUGGAUUUGAAGCUGACGAUUUAAUAGCAACAAUGACUCGAGAAGCAAGAGAGUUAGACCAUUCUGUUGUUGUUGUAUCCUCUGAUAAAGAUCUUCAUUGCUUGGUUGACGAGCAGACUGUCAUGCUAGAUCCAAUGACCAAAAAAACUAUAUCAAUGGAUGACAUCAUUGACAAGUAUUCAUUACCACCAAAGCUUAUUCCAGAUUAUUUGGCCCUUGUUGGAGACACUGCAGAUAAUAUUAAAGGUGUCAAAGGAAUUGGAAAGAAAAAAGCUGUUGCCUUGCUAGAGCAAUUUAUAUCUGUCGAUGACAUUAUCAAUAAUAUAGAUAAAAUUCCAGACAAGAAAUCAAGAGAUGCUAUUUUACAACAUCUCGAUGAUCUCAAACUUUCCCUGCAACUAGUUCAGUUAGAUGAACACGUUUCUUUACCUUACAGUUUAGAUGAUUUAAGAUUGGAUAGCAGUGCUCUAAAAUUAGCAUCCAACCAUGAUUUUGUGAAACAACUUGAAGAAUUAGAAAUGAAUUCCAUUUUGAGACUCAUACAAAAGAAAUCCAAAACAGAAGUACUUAACAGUGCUACCAAUAGCAGCACCGAUACAGCAUCAGAAAAAAAAUCUAAAGGAAGAAAGAAAGCAGCGGUAGAAACAAUGACCCUUAGCAAUACGAUGACAUCAGCCGACCUCGAUCUAGUCAAGCAAAAUUAUGCAGAAAGUGACAGCACCAUUGGAAAGAUAACAAAGGAAUGUGAAUAUAACAUCAUACUUAAUGAAAAAGAGCUUGAUAAUCUUAUCAAUGAUAUCAAGUCAUGUGGAUACGUGUCCUUCUCUACAGAAGUUUGUCUACUGAGCAUGCACAAUCCUGUACUGGCCGGAAUGACCUUUUGUCUACAAAAAGGUGUUGCAUAUUACGUCCCUUUCUUUAAAAAUGGCAAAGUGGAAUUCAAGGAAUCGAUUGAACUGCUUGCACAAAACACAAUGUGGCAAAAAAUUAAAACAGAGAUCAUGGAAAAUAGCAACAUUCUAAAAAUUGGUCAUGAUCUCAAACGUCAUAUUAAGGCUCUUGCUCACUAUGGAGUUUCUAUUAACAAAUUUGAUGAUAUUAUGGUAAUGUCAUAUGUAUUAAAUUGUGGUAAGCAUGGACAUGAGAUGGAUGAACUUGUAGAACAUAUAUUAGAAAAGAACCCUAAGGAAUAUUUAAUUCCAGAAAAAGAAGUACUUGGAAUUGGUAAAAAGAAAGUCACUCUUCUAGAAGCUGACAUUGUUGCCGUAGUUCAUUAUACUUGUCAGCAUUCAGAUGUCACGAAACAAAUUUAUGACAUUUUAAAGCCAGAAUUACAACAACUUCCCAAACUGACUCAGUUAUACGAAACUAUUGAACGACCAUUGGUGGAAACUCUUGCUGCAAUUGAAAUGAAAGGAGUAUUUAUGGAUGAAGAGGCUCUCGAUAGAAUGGAAGUAGAAUAUAAAGAAAAAAUUAAAGAUGUAGGAAACAAAAUUCGGGAAGCUGCAGGUUAUACAGCUAUUGACCAUAUUGAAAUUUCUACCGAAGAAGAAGUUGCGGAAAUCUUGUCCAAUAUGGAAGAAGGAGAAAAAUUCAACAUUAAUUCGAACCGACAAUUAGGACAAGUGAUAUUUGAUAAGCUUGGUAUUGGAGGCAAAUACAAAAAGAAGACAAAGCUUGGUGACUACAUUUUAAAUGCUGAAGUUUUGGAAAAGCUUGCAGAAGAAGGUCAUGCCAUUGCCAAGUACAUUCUCGAGUAUAGAGCUCUCACAAAAUUAUACAGCACCUAUAUAUAUGGUCUCAAGCAGCAUAUUAAUCCUUAUACAAAAAGAAUUCACACAACCUUUCAAAAUGCUCUCACUGUUACAGGCAGACUAAGCUCUGUCAUGCCCAACAUUCAAAACAUUCCUGUAAGAACGAAAGAAGGAAAACAAAUUCGUAGAUGUUUUAUUGCGCCCUCUGAUGAUUAUGUCAUUAUGAAAGUCGACUAUUCGCAAGUAGAAUUGAGAAUUUUGGCCCAUCUUGCUCGAAUUGAUGUACUGAAAGAAGCAUUCAAAAACGGCGCUGACGUACAUGCCAUCACUGCCAGUCAAGUUUUCAAUGUACCAAUUGAUAAGGUGGACAAAGCUACCAGAAAUAAGGCAAAGGCCAUUAACUUUGGAAUUAUUUAUGGAAUGAGUGAAUUUGGUCUCUCAAAACGAAUUGGUGUUGACAAACAAACUGCAAAAGCAUUUAUUGAGCAAUACUUUCAACAAUAUCCUGGUAUUAAGAAAUACAUGGAAAACACCAAAGAUUUUUGCAGAACACGAGGUUAUGUAAAUACAUUAUAUCACCGAAGAUGUUGGAUUCCUGGUAUUAAUGAUGCUGGAAAUAAUGCAGGAUUUGCAGAACGAACCAGCAUUAACACACCAAUUCAGGGAACCUCGGCAGACAUUACAAAAAUUGCUAUGAAUAGUUUGCAUAAGGCCUUCUUAGAAAAGGGACUUCGAACUAGAAUGAUCAUUCAAGUGCAUGAUGAAAUAGUUUUUGAAGUACCAAAGGAUGAAGUGGAGAUUGUGCAACCAAUGAUUGUCGAGUUGAUGGAAGGAGCUCCUUAUUUUAAUGGAACUUCAUUCUCUGUUCCUCUCACUGUAGAGGUCUCUAUUGAUAGCAAGUGGCUUGCCGAUGAAUAA
Molecule: messenger RNA, 3345 nt
Organism: Naegleria fowleri
Lineage: Eukaryota; Heterolobosea; Eutetramitea; Acrasida; Naegleriidae
Exons: 6
Coding region: 1-3345 (1114 amino acids)
Biological process (GO): double-strand break repair; DNA-templated DNA replication
Molecular function (GO): DNA binding; DNA-directed DNA polymerase activity; 3'-5' exonuclease activity
Source: RefSeq, a predicted model, not a curated record